ACAGGAAGGGGUUGCGGGGGGUUGCGCGGGCUGACGUGGACGGGCGGGGCGCGCCGAGUUGUUACCUUGUUGCUGCUAAGGGGGAGAGAAGAAUGGCUCUCCGAUCGCCACCUGUCACCUUGUCGAAAGCAGUACAACCGUUGAUCACGAGGAGUGGCAGUCAUCCAUUAGCCGCCGAGGCGAUUCCGCCAUCAGGGCCGGUAUCCUCAUCGUCAUCACCGGCGAGGUCUUCUUCAUCGCUAUGUAAAUUGUCAUCCACUUCCACUUCGCCCUUGGGUGCGUGGAGUAAAGUAGACACGUCCACGUGGCGAUCAGGCAGCUGCCGACACCAAUUCCGACCGUUCGGUUCUUCUUCAUCAGCGAGAAGGUCCGUGUUGGUGCCUGGUGCCGGUCAAGGUAGGAGAAUUGACGGCAGAGUGACAUGGGAAUCUGAUUGCUGCGACUGUUCCCACGCCGCCACGUAUCUGAAGAUCGGCGCUGACAUGAGAGUAGAGGCGAAGAAGCCCACGGCAACCUUGCGGCGAGGGGGCAAGUUGGGAGAGGGCAACAGCAGCAGGAGAGGAACGGGGUUGAGCAGAAAGGGCUCUGACAGCGGUGCAGAGCCGGUGUUCACUUGCACGUCAAGUCCAUCGGCGUCGUCGUUGUUGCUGACCUCGCCCACAUCCAGUGAGGUAGAUCAUAAGGAAGCGGGAAAGGGAAGCGCGGGUGAGUCAGGUGAAGCAGAGGAAGAUCGACGGGCAGCUGUCUCUUUUGUCGGUAUCGAUAACGACAAAACCGAUGCUGAGAAAUCGUCGAGGGGCCCCAUCGCGGCGGUGCUGGAGCAGCAGAGGUCAGAAGAAGAAGAGUCAGCUGAUUCAUCACAGGUGGAGUCGGGCUCGUCAUCACGUGCUUCAUCUGCUCUCUCAUCUUCCGUUUCCUCCUCCUCCUCCUCCUCCUUCUCCUCCUCUGCUCCCUCUCUGAAGUCGUUCCCGGCAGGGAAGAAAGGGCAUGGGAGCGGUAAGCGGGCGGAGGGAGAAGGCAGUGGCGGGGAGAAGGGGGAAGGAGGAGAAGGGGAGAAAGGGAAGAUUUACAUCGGGGGUAUACCGCCGAUGGUGACGAAGGAGGAUGUGGCUGCGUAUUUCGCGCAGUGUGGAAAGGUAGAUAGGAUAGUUAUAAUGAAGGGGCAUAAGAAGCCGGAGGUGAACAGCGGGUUCUGCUUCUUGUACUUCGCGGAGCCGCGGUCGGUGGAAGCGGCGGCGAGGGCCGUGGCAGAGCUGAACGGGUCGGAUUUUCAGGGCCAUAAGCUGCGGGUUGCAGCAGGUGAUGGGCAUUUCCUGAGGGAGAGAAAUGCAGUGACGGAGCCCAGACUGCGCGCAGGUGAUGACUCCUUCGUCCUUCGCUCUGAUCGGCAUAAAAACCGCCACGAGGCGGGCCUGCGCUUCGAGGAAUUAUUGAAAAGCACCAAAGCACCACCGGGUCCCCGUGCUAUCCAGCAAGCGUUCGAGGAAAUCGACCAGGCAGGCCCUUGUGGGGUUGACACGUGGCAGGGCCAUAUAGACAUAGUGGGCAUGGCGCAGGAAGAUCCGCUUGUGACCUUGGCUCCGAGAUUGCCAGCGCAGCAUGACUUGAAGAGAUCCAACGACCGUGCGGAGUCUUCGGCGGGAGGAGCGGCCUUACCCGUUAAUCCAACAUGUCCGCGUUGGCGGCGGGUAAUGCUGAAAGUCAGUGGCGAAGCUCUCGCCGGGGAAGGGCCUGGCAACAUAGAUCCGAAGAUAACCAUGUCUAUAGCACGGGAGGUUGCAGCCAUCACUCGGCUAGGUAUUGAGGUGGGUAUGGUUGUUGGUGGCGGGAACUUUUUCCGCGGGUCCCAUUGGGCUGGUGCCAGCGGACUGGAUCGAGCCUCGGCAGAUCAGAUUGGAAUGAUUGCCACCGUCAUGAAUGCCCUCUUCUUGCAGGCCUCGCUGGAAAGUCUUGGGGUUCCCACGAGGGUGCAGACGGCCUUUAAAAUGGCGGAUGUUGCUGAGCCGUACAUUCGACGACGAGCUCUGCGGCAUCUUGAAAAGGGACGUGUGGUUAUCUUUGGUGCUGGAACGGGGAACCCUUUCUUUACGACAGAUACGGCAGCAGCACUGAGAGCAGCAGAAAUCAAUGCUGAGGUCCUGCUCAAGGCGACGAACGUUGAUGGCGUAUAUGAUUCCGAUCCACGGAAGAAUCCGAUGGCCAAACUCCAUCACCGCGUGUCGUACAGGGAAGUUGCCAUUCGGGGGCUUUCCGUCAUGGACAUCACGGCGAUCACUCUGUGCCAAGAGAAUUGCAUUCCUGGUACGUUCGUAAAUCCAAUAGUAUGCCUUUCUGAAGACUAAUGCAUGUUCUUUCCAACUCUCUCUCUCUCUCUCUGUCUCUCUCUCUCUCCCUCUGUGGUGUCCUUCCUCACCUCAGAGCUGCGCUUGAUUCCUGGU
Chara braunii is the source of this 2438-nucleotide messenger RNA. The record is from the annotation of a GenBank genome assembly. NCBI's taxonomy places the organism in Eukaryota, Viridiplantae, Streptophyta, Charophyceae, Charales, Characeae.